GCUUUCUGGAGGAGCUCAAGGCGAAGCAUGUGACAGCUUCAGACCUCUCCUCGACGGCCCAUCAGGUCCAUGUUCAGCGACCCGCUCGGGAUCUUCGGCGCGUCAUCGAUCUGGUUGCAAAGUAUGUGGCGCAGAUGGGCGAGCAGUUCGAAGAGGCGCUCCGUCAUAGCCUCCGGGACCAGCGGCGAGAAGUAAAGGACGAGCUCGUUUUCCUCAAGGCAGAUCCGGAUUCGGCAGAAGCGCAGUACUAUCGCUGGCGAGUCUUCUCCUUUGCGCAGGGAGACACGCGCCAGAAGUGGAGAUCCGAGCCAUUCCAGAUGUGCAC
Molecule: messenger RNA, 325 nt
Organism: Symbiodinium sp. CCMP2456
Lineage: Eukaryota; Dinophyceae; Suessiales; Symbiodiniaceae
Source: the annotation of a GenBank genome assembly